Molecule: messenger RNA, 928 nt
Organism: Penicillium brasilianum
Lineage: Eukaryota; Fungi; Ascomycota; Eurotiomycetes; Eurotiales; Aspergillaceae
Source: the annotation of a GenBank genome assembly
CCGAUUACGAAGCCAUGCAUACAAUCAACCAGGAUCGGGCCUAAAUGAAGCGAUGGAUGGAGGGCGCGAAUAUGCGCUAAUAUGGAGUCUCUACGGUGUAGCCCUGCUCCUCAUCCUUGGACGCAUUCAGUCACGUAUCGUGAUUCGUGAGAGGCUAAAGAUUGAUGACUACCUGUCAAUUUUAUCGUUUAUCUUCCUAACCAUACAAACGGUUCUCCACACUCUGACCGUUCGGCCUUACCUUGAGGCAGAGUCGGUAUUUCACAGUAACUCUAACACGGCGGCUACCUUGACUGCAAAUCCAUCGUUGGAAGGCAGUACAUCUACAGUGUUACGCUACUCAUUUGCGUCGCUGAUUAUAUUUUGGCUCGCAGUUUGGAGUGUCAAGUUCUCUAUGUUGUUCUUUUUCCGCCGCUUUCUGUUACCGAUUCCCAGUUACAUGGAGGGCUGGUAUAUCGUGUUCGGUUUCACGACAAUGAAUCUACUAGGAUGUCUCCUGAUUCAGUUCUUGGGCUGCCUACCCUUCGAAGAUAACUUUUCGAUUACUUCAGGAACUUGUGUUUUGGGCCAGUCGAGAGAGCUCGGAAAGCUUGCUGGAACCACCGCACUGGAUAUAGUCUCCGACGUUAUGAUUAUCGUCCUUCCAACACGGAUUCUGUUCGAGUUACAUGCAACCAAGAAGCAAAAAGCAGGGCUCGUGGCUGUUUUUGCUUUGGGUUGGGUAGUUAUCGUAAUCGCCCUUGUAAGGGCAAUUCAUGCUUCCCUCGCUGGACGCAAUCAUCUCCGUACUAUUGAUUAUUUAUGGCUUUGGAUAUGGAGUCAGGUAGAGUGUGUAGCAGCGGUCAGCGUGGCUUGCUUACCACCGAUAUGGGCUGGUUAUAAGAAGAAGAAACAGACGGUGCAGCCUGCCACGCUGAUCACGAUCUAG